UUCACUGAUACGUGCAACUUCAAAUGAUGAAUCUUCUGUUACAGCAAAACUAAAUAGAAAUAUUGUUUUCAUUUGUGUACAAACCAUGGCAGUAAAUUAAACCACGUGGCUUAACUUCUGAAUCUCAGAUAAAUACCAUGGGACAAUGCCCCUGACGGGAGGGAAGGACAAAUCAUUGUUCCGCAGAAGGACAAGAAUGAAGGAAGAAGAAGAGGCGAUUGCCAUUUUAGUUAAUGUGCCUGUGACAGAGGAAGAGAGAGAGACAGACGUUCUGAACAGCAGUUGCAAUGAAAAUGAGGUGACAUCAGUUAGGCAUUGGAGUGAAGUGGUGUGCAGUCCAUGGGAAUUUGUGAAAAGCUUUCUGCAGUGGUUUGCAGUGAUGAGAGAAGCAUUUGGAGGACCAUUCCUUGGAGUUGUCAUGGUUGUCUAUGGUGUAAGCCAGGGCUACGCAGAAACCAUGAAGCGGCUUGCUACCAAUUACUAUUGGAGAGAUGUGCAGAAGAUGCAGCCUGCAUCUACCCAAGUUUUAAUGGCUUUAUCAACUAUACCAUGGGACAUAAAACCAAUCUAUGGCCUCAUUACUGACACAUUCCCCAUUGCUGGGUAUCGAAGGUGGCCAUAUUUAGCUAUAUGUGGUAUCAUUGGUUGCCUAUGUCUUUGGGCACUUUCAUUCUUUGAGCUAGUACCUUGGAUGGCAACCUUGUUGAUGGCUGGGGUGGCUAUGUGUACGGCAUUCCCAGAUGUUGUGACAGAUGCUACAGUGGCACAGCAAAGUAAAACCAUUCCCAAAUUUGCAAGCGAUUUACAAAGCUUAUCUUGGGGAAGCAUGGCAGUGGGUGGGUUGUUUGGAUGUGGAGUUUCUGGGGCAGCAGUGCAUGAAUUGGGACCACAAAGUUCUUAUCUGUUAGUUUCAAUUGCGCCCCUCAUGCUUAUUGUUGCUGCAUUGGCUCUUCCAGAAAGUCGUUCACCCAAGACGGUGCUUAGAAUUCAAUUUGGGGCACUGAUGCACACCCUCCGCCUUUUUGGGAAAACUUUACGAGAUCCUACCCUUUGGAGACCUGCACUCUACAUAUACCUUUCACAGGGUUCCUUAUGCCCAGAUAUUUCAGAGGCCAUGUUUUUCUGGCUCACAGAUCCUGAGGCAGGUCCUGGCUUCAGUGAAGAAUUUAUGGGGUUUGUAAAUGCAGUUGGUUAUUUGGCCAUGUUUAUUGGCAUAGUUGGGUACAACCAUUGGUUCCGCUGUCAAACUUUCAGAAAAAUGUUUCUUUGGUCUCAGGUAACGUCUUCAUUUAUUGGGCUUCUUGACAUCAUAAUUGUCUGCAGAAUGAACCUUAGAAUGCAUAUUCCAGAUCGAGCUUUUGUUUUAGGUGAUCAAGCUUUGACAGAUGCCAUUUCCAAGAUUCAGCUAAUGCCCAUGCUUGUUCUAUCUUCCCAGCUUUGUCCCAUUGGAAUUGAGGGCACUGUCUUUGCAUUCCUGAUGUCAGUGUCCAACUUUGGGAGUACUUCUGGUACAUGGUUAGGUGCACUUCUAUUAAAAUGGCUACAUAUCCAAAGGGAUGAUUAUAGCAGACUUUGGUUGGCAGUGCUAAUCCGCAGCCUUAUGAGACUCUCCCCUCUCUUCUUUAUCUUUCUGGUACCAGACUGUACAGUGGAAAACAUCAGGCCCCUAAACAUUUCCCUAACAAAUGACCUAGAACUGGAAGAGAGUACAAAGGAUAUCAUGCCCUUCAAUAAGGUUUCUGUACAUGAGUUAGACGAAUAGUGUGGAUAUAUACAUUAGAUGUAGACAACAUUACUCUACGACAAAGUUUAACUUGGCAUGAUGGAGGAGGGAAAAGUUCAGUUUCAUACUAGAAUUAUGGAUUGAGAUUUGUAAGUUGCAAAAUACAUAAAAUUUACAUUGUCCAUCUCGAGGACCAGCCGGAUGAGGAUUGUAGAACUACAAACAAUUAUGCUACAUAUGAUACAAACUAGCAAGACCUGGACUGGUACAUCUCAUGAACUCUGCCAUUAAGAUUUGGAAACCUUAAAUAUAUUGCCAUUAUAGACUUCGUCACUACUAUAAUGAAGGUUUUCGUUGCAGCUCGUCUUGGAAUUUUUAAGUUUCCUAUUGAAAUGGAAAUGAUACAGAACAAUCAGGUAACAGAGGCCUCUAGCUUGCUUGUAAGCUUGUCUUACAUUCCUUGAUGCCUCUUGCUCCCCUGCUUUUUAUGAUUACAAAGGUUGUAAAUUUUUUAUUCUGGAUUCAAAUCUUAGUUAUGUUGAAUUCAGAAAUCUAAGGCUAAUUUAUAUAAAUAUUAAUUUCUUCUUGCUGCAAAAGGAA
This is a messenger RNA of Cryptomeria japonica (Japanese cedar), 2323 nucleotides long. RefSeq names its product probable folate-biopterin transporter 6. The record is from RefSeq and is a predicted model, not a curated record. Bases 146 to 1762 code for a protein of 538 amino acids. Gene Ontology annotation, cellular component: membrane. The transcript is spliced from 7 exons. Lineage: Eukaryota; Viridiplantae; Streptophyta; Pinopsida; Cupressales; Cupressaceae.